Molecule: messenger RNA, 4054 nt
Organism: Vitrella brassicaformis
Lineage: Eukaryota; Vitrellaceae
Source: the annotation of a GenBank genome assembly
CGUUCUGGUCGUUACAGUGGCAGGGGCGGCGUGUCUGGCGAGCAGGACUGUCAGUGAGUUUGCCGCCUGUAUCAGGCAUAUAUAUCAGGCAUGUCGUUGAUGGAGCACCUCGAGACUCAGGCUGCAUGGGAUCGGAAGCUGUCCUCUGACAGCGGAUCACCCUCGGGAGAAGUGGACGCCUAUGACAUUGCGACGGUAAGCACAGGAACAGACGCAUAGAAGCGGAAAGGUGGAUGUCUGAUGUCUGAUGUGAUGUGUGUGUGUGCGCGGCUCGACUCUCUUUCCAGGCGUUUGGCUGGGGAUGUGUGUCAGCCAUUUCUCUGGUCAUCGGGGCAGCAUGGGGGAUCAUCCAGCUACCCAACCAGUCCGUUCGCGCCACAUUCAUGGCCUUGUAAGGUUGAACCAACACCAACACACCAACCACGACACACACCCAGACAUGCGACACACAGCAACCUCCCUCCCUCCCUCCCUCUCUGUGAAUCUCUCAGUGGCGGUGGGGCGCUCCUGUUUGCCCUCACGCUCGAGCUCUUCGGUGAGGCCUUCGCGGCUAUGCAUCACGGGGAGUCUGACGACGACAUCAGCCAAGCGCGGCUCACCAUCGGCAUUAUGAUCUGCGGCGCCAUCGCCGGCGGCCUCCUCUUUGCCGGCCUCAACAAACUGCUCAACGAGAAGGGCGCCUUCCUGCGCAAGCCCGCCCUGGUCAAGGGGUACCUGAAGAACCUGCGUCGGCUGUUUGCUCAGGGGCUGGUGCACAAGCUGCGGAAGGUGCCGCUGCUGGCAGGGCUGCCCGAGGAGGACCUCUACCAGCUGACGACAGAGAUGGAGAAGGAGAAGUUCCAGGAGGGCGACACCAUCUUCCACGACUUGGACGUCUACAGCUCUCUCUACUUCAUCAUCUCGGGGCAGGUCAAGAUCGAGCUCCGCACACCCGACCUCAAGAAGGUCGACACGCUCGCACUCAUCAAUCCGAAGGGCCAGGAGGACACCGAGAACAACCAUCUGAGCAACGGCAAUAAUACUGGGAACGACGAGAACGGUGCCUUCGACAGCAAGCCGCUGCUGGUGGCCAACGGCUCCUCCUCCCACGAGGCCCGCCCAGAGAGUAUCUCCAUUCAGCUGCCCACAGUGGACGAGGAGGAGGAGGCAAAGAUGGAGGGUCCUGACGAGGGCGGCGGGAUUCGGCGCUCGGAGAGCAUGCACGACCACGCUUUGGGCGACAUAGUGGACACGUUCAUCGCGGGCCCCAACGACCUGUUUGGGCAGAUGUCGUUGCUGGCGGGGAUGCCGCUGAGGGCCCAGGCGACGGCGAUGGAGGCGACGCGGGUGCUGCGGAUCCCUCACAAGGCGGUGCAUCGGCUGCUGACCACCAGCAAGGCGCUGCAGGACCAUGUCGAGGGAAUGGCCGUCGAAAGACUUAAGGAAAUCGACACCUUCAGACACCUCAGAUCAGGUCAGUGAGUAAAGGAGUGAGUGGAUCGAUGGAUGGGGAUGGGAGGGGUGUGCUGUGGCUUCUAUGUGUGCAUGAUAUGUAUGUGUCCACCUACAGCAACGCUGGCUCGUUUGGUGGGGCGCAUGGUGCGCGACGAUUUCAAUGCGGGGGAUGUGCUGUUCUAUGACGUGGAUGCCCUCACACCCAUCUACUUCGUCGUACUCGGAGAGGUCAGCCAGCCGAAAGGAAGGGUGGUGGGCAUGCCUCCCUCGGUCCUCCUACAUGUGUGUGAGAGUGUGGGUGUGGGUGUGUGGGUGUGUGUGUGUCAUGAUGUCAGAUUGAGGUGACAUACAACGACGACCGCAACACCACCCGGUGCUUCACCACCAACUCGAUCGUCGGACUCGAACACCUCAGACAUGGACGGGCCGUCAGGUACACAUACACACACAUACACACACAUACACACACAUACACACACACACACACACGAACAUCCCAUCCCAGGUGUGUGUCCACCUUGUGUUGUCUUAUGCUAUGCAGGGCGACGGCCGUCGCACAGGAGCACACCACGGUGCUCAAGAUCCCUCGGUCGGACCUUGACAACCUCACACGCACCGACGAGUCACUCCGCGAGGCACUCACCGCCGACAGAAAGAGCCUGCACGAGAAGCAGCAGCGGAUUCUCAGCGAAGCCGACAAGAAGGCCGGCAAGGGUGUCAGUUUCGCGCCCACACCAGCCGUGAGCCGCCGCCGCAUACCCACCAUGGCGAUGCGCGUGUCUGAGGCACAGCAAAGGGCGUUUGGGUGGGAGAGAGUGCCUAAGGACAUGGUGAGGGCCUGGAUGGAUGGAUGGAUGGAUGGGCCUCACACAGGGGAGGGAGAUCAAGCGUGUGUGCGCGUGUUUGUGUGUGCGUGUGUGCGUGUGUGGCCAGGAUGUGGGCGACUUGAAGGGGCUGGACCAUCAGGACAUCAAGCGAGUCCUCUCGACGCCAAUCGGCCCCGAAGGUCAGACACAAGCAAGCCCUCACACACACACGCUUUCCUUUCCCGACCUUUUCACAGACAUGCAUGGCGCGUCUCUCCGCCGCUUCGCCAGCGGCCUCCCCUCUCCAAAAGCCGCCGUCGAGCGCCGCACCACGGGGGCCCUCGGCAUCCGCCGACGCGCAUCGUGGGCAGGGUCCGAUACCAGCCCCCAUGGGGCAAGAGAGCACCUGACCAGCUUCGAGAACGUCGACCUGCUGUUGACAGACGACGCCGACCCAAUCGCCCAGCUGGAGCAGGCGCACGUGCUGCGUCAGGAGGAGGAAAGCGAGCAGGUCAUGGAGAGAGACAAAGGGGAGGUCUCCGAGCACACCCCUUCCACCGCUCCCACAAGCGUGCCCGCCCCGCCCACGCCGCCGGAGGGGGGCAAGGAGGAGAGAGAGGUGGCUGGUGGCGAGGAGAAGGGGGGCCACGGGGGCAAGAAUGCGGCUGUGAUGAUUUGGCUGGGGAUUCUGAUCGACGGCAUCCCUGAGAGCAUUGUGAUCGGCAUCCUGUGGGUCACGGCGGGGUACAGCGGGAUGCUGGGCUUCCUGCUGGGCGUCUUUCUGUCCAACCUCCCCGAAGCCAUGUCCAGCUCCGGCACUAUGAAGGUCGGUCGGUGAGACAGACAGAGAGACAGUCAGGGGGAGGGAGGGGACCUCAGAGCUCUCCUACCCUCUGUGUGGGUCCUCCUUGCAGGCUAACGGCAUGCGCAAGCGUGUGAUAAUGAGCAUGUGGGGGUCGAUCGUCAUCAUCACGGGCAUCGGGGCUGCCGUAGGGGCAGCUCUCUUCCCACCCGGCCAGUCGGACAACCCCGAGACGCAGAUGAUCAUCGCAGCCACCAAGGGCCUGGCCGCGGGGGCGAUGCUCACCAUGAUCGCACAAACCAUGCUCCCAGAGGCAUUUGAUCAGGUAAAUGCAGGCGUGGGCGGUGUCCACAGAAUGCAGGCGCACACGUGUGUGUGUGUGUGUGUGUGGCAUCCAUCAGGGUGGCGACAUCAUCGGUUUGUCGUGUUUGGCCGGGUUUUUGGCCGCCACGGCCGUCAAGCUGCUGCCCAUCAGCUAGCCUAGCCUCUCUUGGUCGGUUAGUUUUGUAGCUACCUGACCUGACCUGGUCGGUCCCCCCGCUAAAUCCGUGGAGUGGACGCAUUUUGCACUCACUGGCGGGUCAAUGGAGUGGAACGACCGACCGACCAAACACAUAUGCACUCUCCUCUGUGUGUGUGUGUGUAUACCGGGGUGUGGUACAGUGAUAGGUAGCGGGGCAGCUAGGUCAGUCAGUCAGUCAGUUAGCCGUGCGGUGAGAGCCUUCCGGUCGGGUCGGGUCAGGUCGGCCCUUUUUCUCCCGGCCGUUUUCUGAACCAAAGUGGACGGACGCGAUAUAUUCGAUUCGUUGCCCCCCUCCCUCCGUCCCAUGUUUUCUGAUGGGACGACUUGUUGGUCCGCCACUCCCACUGCUGCAUCUGUGUGCGAGUCAGUGUUUUCUGCCGGCCCCUUUUUGGCGGCCGGACGGACGGACUGUUGCUAAUGCAUACGUGUGAAGAUGAUCGAGCAGCUGGCCGGUGGAUGGAAGAGACGAGAUCGGGCUGCUCAGAUGAG